CUCCUUUAAUCGGGGGCCUCCGUCUGUUUGUGGCGGGAACACGACGCUAGCUCGGUUAGCUUUGCUCGCAUAGAUUGCGUUGCAACCAUCGGAGUCUGGCUUCACUCAGGACGCAGCAAUAAAGACGGAGGCUGGAACGGAGGUCUGCUGGAUUUCGGAACUUAAGUGAAAUUAAGUUGUGUUGGUGUGUUAAUGACUUUUGUCAAAUGCUAGCUGGUUACAUUAGCAGCAAACGCUAAGCUACUGCUAGCUGAUAGCAUAGCCGGGGUAUCGUUAGCCGCCUUUGGCAGAAUCCAGCGUGUGUGGUCUGCUAGUGGAGGGUUGAAAAACUUUGAGAUUAGCUGGUGUUAUAUCUGUAAUGACGGACCAGAUUGGGAAAAUGGCAACAGCGAGAAGACAGGUGAAGAAAAAGCAUCCUGAAGAGAAACCAGAGAAAAAGGUUUUUGAUUUUACUCCAGAAGAUGAAAAGAAAGAGCUCAGCGGUUCAGAGGACGAUGUCAGAGAGGAUGAAACUCCGACGGUGGACAAACUGGCCAAGAAGAGACCUGCGGCUGACUUUGAAGAGGAGGGGUCGACGUGUGCUGUGGGAAAUGAGGUACAUUCCAUGUUGGAGAAAUUCGGAGCUGAUAUCAGCAAGGUGAUGCAGGCCAAGAGGAAACGUCUGGAGUGUCUGACCAAGAACUACAUGAAAGGAAGCCAGCACAAACUGGAGCAACUGUGGAACAAGUACCACUCCCACAGGAGGCAGAUGACCCAGCAGUACUCCCAGCAGGUGUCGUCCGCGCUGCAGCAGUGGGAGGCCGAAGCCCAGCGGGCUGAGGAGCAGGAGGAAAAGCUGAACAAUCUGUUCAGACAGCAGCAGAAGAUCCUGCAGCAGGCCAGAGUGGUGCAGAACCAGAAGCUGAAGACUGUCAGAGAGCUUUACGAGCAGUCUGUCAAGAACGUGGAGGAGAUGGAGAAGAGCUAUGAUGCUUUCCUGCAGGAUGCUCAACAAGAGCUGAGGAAGGAGAUGGCCACCCUGCAGAAGAAGAUCCUCAUGGACACGCAACAGCAGGAGAUGGCCACAGUCCGCAAAUCGCUGCAGUCCAUGCUGUUCUAGCCUGCCGUUGCCAUGGAGACAGUGCUGGUUCCUAUUUCAAGAAAGUGUUCGAGGUCGGUGUUACCAUGCUUAUUGAGCUGUAGUCCUCUGCUGUUGUCAUGGUUACACAUUUACAGAGCUCACAGAGCUCACACAGCAACAACAUUUUCUGUUCUGUUGUGAUUUCAGCCACUCUUUGCCUGGUUUGAUCUAAUAAUCUGAACUAAUAUUCUGUUGUGCCUCCUGUAGCUGAGGUAUGUUUUACUAUAUUCUGUAGUGACUCGGCAGUUCCUGCUCUUGCACUGUUUAUAUAAUAAACAUGAAUAAUUAAAUGAAUGUUUUUGUAAAGCUCA
This is a messenger RNA of Scatophagus argus, 1431 nucleotides long. RefSeq names its product synaptonemal complex protein 3 (gene sycp3). NCBI's taxonomy places the organism in Eukaryota, Metazoa, Chordata, Actinopteri, Scatophagidae. Gene Ontology annotation, cellular component: synaptonemal complex. Gene Ontology annotation, biological process: meiotic cell cycle; spermatid development. The coding region runs from base 359 to 1099 and encodes 246 amino acids. The record is from RefSeq and is a predicted model, not a curated record. The transcript is spliced from 8 exons.